This is a messenger RNA of Symbiodinium necroappetens, 1515 nucleotides long. Lineage: Eukaryota; Dinophyceae; Suessiales; Symbiodiniaceae. The record is from the annotation of a GenBank genome assembly.
AUGCAUGAUAUCAAGCCUGGAGGUGUCCCGAGGAACCUCCUCGGCCUCCUCCUGGCCACAGUGGCCCUUACAGCCCAGGAGGUCGGAGAGGAGAACUUGUACUGCAAGUGCACCUGGAUAGACAAUUGGUGGUUCCACCUGGUCGAGGACUUGCCACGCAUUCUCGGAUCUCCAAAAGAUGGGGACGUGAUGUUUGUCCGCGAUGCGGCAGGUAAUGCCAGCCGGAAGAGCUUGCCUUCCUGGCAGCUGCUGGAGAAGUUGGUUUUGAAAGAAAGGCUGUGUCAGCACGAAUCGUCGCUGCUGGAAUUGCUGUCAGUCCAGAGCCUCUGCGUCCCCGGAGCGCUGGCCACGGACUUGUUGUGCACGCUCUACUACAGCUUUGCCUUCCGCAGCACGGAGCAGCUCCUGCUCCUUGCUGGGCGGCGAGCGCGGCGCAUGCGGCUGCUGUUCAACCAGGCCAAGGCGUGUUUGGAUGCCACUCCUUGGCCCUUCGACAUCGAAGACCUCGAAGAGUUUACCCGAAGCUGGUUGGAGUUCGAGGCGGAGGUUUGGCCGCCUCAGGGGACUCCCCGUGUGGUGGACGCCCCACCACCGCCACGCUGGACGGGGCGAAGCAAACCAAAGCCACGAAGCUCGCUGCCUGCAGACCUCCGUCGGUGCAUCCCUCUGCAGCGCGGUUCUGCUGCCAGUCAGAGCUCGAUGGCAGCACACUGUUGGGCGCGGCGAGCCACCUCAAUGGAUUCGAGCUGCAAGGAUUGUUGCGAUCCACGCUUCCCGCGUGGGCGGACAGAAUGUUUCGGCGGAGUAUGGACGUUUGAGGCCUGCUGCGCACCGGACGAUCUGACGGCUGGGUGGGGGCCACCGCCAAAGGCCGUGGAGACACUGACGAGUCCCGAGAGCCAUUCGGGACCCUUCCGGCAGCUCUGGGAGCUCCGCGGGGAGCUCCGAAAGGCCCGGCUUUCGGGGCCCAGAACUCCUGGCCGCAGGGCGGAAGACCAGGGCACAGCAAACUGGGAUCAGCUUCGGCAGUGGGUCGAGGCGCAGCUGGCCCUACCAGCCAGUGAAGGAGGUCGUCAGAAGCUCUUUCCCGAGCUCGACCUCCUCGUGUCCACGCGCGCUUGCGUGGGCCCGCAAAUGGAGUUGCCAUGGUUCCUUCUCGGCGGACGUGCAGAAGAUGCUGGUGUUGAGCUGGCGUCACGGAGUGGAGCCUUGUGUGGGCCCGGCCUGCCGGUGGCCGGUGAGCUGGUCUCUCUUCCCGGGCGCCGAGCUACGGUGCCCAGCGCUGGCAUCGAGGAGACUCCGGGGCUCCAUCGGUUGGAGGCGUACGGCCUCGAGCUCAUGGCACCUUGCCGAGUGCAAAACACAUCUGCCGAUGGCAGAUGCUUCUGCGGAGCGGAGCCGUGCACCACGUGGACAGAGUUUGGGCGGCAGUGCUGCCGCGAAGAUGACGGCAUCGUGCAGCAGCCCCGGGGUGCCCUUGGUGCUCCAAUUCUGAAUUUGGGAUUCCACUACUAA